AUGCCUCCACGAAAUGUAAGUGCUCAGAAAGAGGUUGUGUGUCGUAGACGUCGUGCCCUUGAAAAUGUCAUCAUUUCCUUGGCAAACCGCAGUGCUGCUCCAAGUGGUGGCCAAUCCACUUUCGAUAGAUUCGAUCGACAUUGUCCACCCACCUAUGAUGGAACUGCUGAUCCAGUGGUACUUGAAGGGUGGUUAAGAGAAAUGGAAAAGUUGUUCAAUGCCACGGGCUGCCCACCCGAGGAUAGAGUAGCUAUUGAGAGAUUCUACCCUGAUGAACUUUGUUGGAAAAAGCAGGAAGAGUUUCUCUAUCUGUCUCAAGGUUCCCUAUCCAUCCAGGAGUACACGGACAGGUUUACUGAAUUGUCCCGUUUCGCUACCUCUAUCAUCCCUACUGAAGUUGAAAGGGUAAAGAGGUACAUCAAGAAGAUGGAUCCUAGAGUGAGAAUCCAUGUGCUGAGCUCAGGCGUUGCUUCUUUCCAAGGGGCUUAUGAGAUUGCUCUUAGUAUCCAUGCAUCCAUAAUUGACGAAGAAGCUGCGAAGGUUGCAUCUGCAAGGAGACCUUCAGUGCCUUAUUCUCAAGUUCCAACUAAGAAGCCGAGGGUCGAUAAUGCUGGAAUAAGUGGUGAUCGGAAAAGUUCUGGUCCUCGUCAGAGUUCUGUCUCGAAGAAGUGCUAUAGGUGUGGCAAAGACCAUCAUCCAGGGAAGAACUAUGAUGGCACUACGUUUGUCUGUUACCUUUGCAAGGAAGAUGGCACAAGUCUUAUCAGUAUCCCAAGAGACACUUUCAUUUUAAAAUCCAACUUGUCUUUUAGUUCUCCUGUGAAAUCCAUUAUAACUCUUCCUUCGGGAGAGGAUUUUUCCUGCCAUCGGGAGUUUAAAGGAGUCCCUGUGGUUAUCUCUGGGUUUGAAUUAUAUGCUGACCUUAAGGAGUUUCCUAUGAUUGAGUUUGAUAAAAAUGUGAAGAUCAUGUCUGCAAUGAGAAGGAAGAAGCUUCGACAUAAAGGUGAUAUCGUGUUCCUCUGUAGAGUUAAGGACUUGUCUCUCGAAGAUCAACUCAAGAGCAUUCCUGUUGUUUGGGAAUAUCAUGAUGUUUUCCCCGAGGAGUUACCUGGUAUCCACUUGAAAGGGAUGUAA
Chenopodium quinoa (quinoa) is the source of this 1134-nucleotide messenger RNA. RefSeq lists its product as uncharacterized. NCBI's taxonomy places the organism in Eukaryota, Viridiplantae, Streptophyta, Magnoliopsida, Caryophyllales, Amaranthaceae. Bases 1 to 1134 code for a protein of 377 amino acids. The record is from RefSeq and is a predicted model, not a curated record. The transcript has 4 exons.